Messenger RNA from Brienomyrus brachyistius, 3883 nucleotides. Its product is annotated as retinoic acid receptor beta-like. The coding region runs from base 508 to 1845 and encodes 445 amino acids. The record is from RefSeq and is a predicted model, not a curated record. Gene Ontology annotation, cellular component: transcription regulator complex; nucleus. NCBI's taxonomy places the organism in Eukaryota, Metazoa, Chordata, Actinopteri, Osteoglossiformes, Mormyridae. The transcript is spliced from 8 exons. Gene Ontology annotation, biological process: cellular response to corticotropin-releasing hormone stimulus; regulation of transcription by RNA polymerase II; retinoic acid receptor signaling pathway. Gene Ontology annotation, molecular function: nuclear receptor activity; nuclear glucocorticoid receptor binding; zinc ion binding.
UCACUCGCAUAUAUUAGGCGAUCCGAUCUUUCAUUCCCUGCGACAAAACUAGUAGGAGGUGAGCAGCGUGGUCGGAUGAGCCAUCCGUCACCAAGGGGCGACUCCGUAUUUUUUUCUUUUUUUUAAUACGCAAAGUGUAUGAUGGAAAUUGUGCAUGUAUGUAUUUUAAUCGCGCUCACAGCGCCAGACGCUCAGACCAUUUAAUGCUCCGGCGCGGAGGGGGAUAAGGACCGGGGAAUCCCGGGUACCCACGGCAGCGAGAGGUUGGCGGAACAUGGCAAGCGGUCGCCGGGAUCCAUCGCAAACUGUCAUCGACGUCGUCUGUCAUAAUUCAUUAUUAUAAGACUUGGGGGAGGAAAAAAAGCACCAAGAACGGACGUGCCAAAAAAAGGGGGCAGAGUUUGAUGGAGUUGCGUCGACUUUUUUUUUUUUUUUUACACAUGACUCCAGUCGGGUUUGAGCUGAAAGAUCACAGCGUGUAAAGAGGGACUGUCGCGCCGGGACAACAUGUUUGAUUGCAUGGAUGUGAUCGCAGUGAGCACUGGACAAAUGCUGGGUUUUUACUCUCCGAGUCCUUCCUCAUGCAUGCUUCAGGAAAAGGCUCUCAAAGCCUGCCUCAGUGGGAUAGCUCAAGCAGACUGGCCGCAUCGUCGGAGCAAGCACUCUGUGGAGACACGGAGCAGCAGUUCGGAGGAGCUGGUACCGAGCCCGCCGUCCCCGCUGCCCCCACCGCGCACCUACAAGCCCUGCUUCGUGUGCCAGGACAAGUCGUCGGGAUACCAUUACGGGGUCAGCGCCUGCGAGGGCUGCAAGGGCUUCUUCCGCAGAAGCAUCCAGAAGAACAUGGUCUACACAUGCCACAGGGACAAGAACUGCAUCAUCAACAAGGUCACGAGGAACCGCUGUCAGUACUGUCGCCUGCAGAGAUGCUUCACCGUGGGAAUGUCCAAAGAGUCGGUUCGCAAUGACCGAAACAAGAAGAAGAAAGAGUCCCCCAGGCUGUUUGUGGAGAAGUGCGAGCUGAGCGCUGAACUGGAGGCGACCGUCGAGAAGAUCCGCAAGGCCCACCAGGAGACCUUCCCCUCCUUGUGUCAGCUGGGCAAGUACACUACGAAUUCGAGCGCCGACCACCGGGUCCGCCUGGACUUGGGCCUCUGGGAUAAGUUCAGCGAACUGGCCACCAAGUGCAUCAUCAAGAUAGUGGAGUUUGCCAAGAAGGUGCCUGGCUUUGGGGGACUCACCAUCGCCGACCAGAUCACCCUGCUGAAGGCUGCCUGCCUCGACAUACUGAUCUUGAGGAUUUGUACCAGGUACACGCCUGACCAGGACACCAUGACCUUCUCGGACGGCCUGACGCUAAACCGCACACAGAUGCACAAUGCUGGCUUUGGGCCCCUCACGGACCUGGUGUUCACCUUCGCCGGCCAGCUGCUACCCUUAGACAUGGACGACACAGAGAGCGGCCUGCUGAGUGCCAUAUGCCUCAUCUCCGGAGAUCGACAGGACCUGGAGGAGCCCUCCAAGGUGGACAAGCUGCAGGAGCCUCUGCUGGAAGCUCUGAAGAUCUACAUCCGCAAGCGGCGGCCCAGCAAGCCACACAUGUUUCCCAAGAUCCUGAUGAAGAUCACGGACCUGCGUAGCAUCAGCGCUAAAGGCGCUGAGAGAGUCAUCACUCUGAAGAUGGAGAUUCCGGGGGCGAUGCCACCGCUCAUCCAGGAGAUGCUGGAGAAUGCCGAGGGCCAGGAGGAGCAGAGCUCCGAGGACAGCAGCCCGAGCGGGAGCUGUGGUCCGGGCCCCAGCCUCUCCUCCCCCGAGUCCACAGACUGCCCCGUGCCCCUCGACUGAGCAGCUCAGGCGUCAGGUCACAGCUGUAGAUCUUCACAUAAGACAUUGCUUUGCACAGCUGAGAAGAAGGAUCUGGCAGAUACGCGGUCGGACGUUGCCUCGUGUCCCCUUGGAUUUAACGACACAACCAGGCCACAGAGGACCUAAGCUUAGUGUAUAAAUCAUUCCUUCCUAGCCUUUGACAUUUCAAAUUCGGUAACUUCAUUAUGUUACAGCCCUAAAGAGAGGAACACAUUUCAGGCUUCCAUUGUAUAGGUUUAUAUCUGCAUGGUGGAACCAGCUCGGUAAACAAACUGAACUAUCUUUGUCAUCAACGUACAUUGUACAUACCAUUGUAUGGCUCAACUUUUUCUAUGAUUGUUGUGGUGCUUUUGUCAUAAAUAUAAGACCGUUUGAGGCAAUACUUCAAGCAAAAGCUGACUUAUUAAAAGGCCUUGAAAUAGUCAUACAGAAUGUUCUCGCAUAUAGAUAGCUUAGCAAUGUAUUUACAUCUGUUAACCAGUCAUAUUUAAAGAUGGUUUUUAACUUUGUGUCCAUUUUCCGUUACUCAGUAGGACUGCAACAAGCUCUUCAAACCUGGAUGACCUUGUAGCCAUCGGUUGAGGACAUUAUUAGUGGUUUUACUCCGGUCCUACUUAAGAACGGGUAUCCUGUAGUAAAACACAGACACAGUAAAUUGGAGCUUAUGGUCAUUUUAAAAACACCACAGAGCUUUUCUUUUAUGUAGCUCGUGUUUGCCUCUUGCUGCUGGUAGUGCAGCCAUAGAAUUACACACAAGCCGAGGGGACUGUACAUUAUGAUUAAUGAAGCAGUUACUUAACUAGUUAUCGUGCCAAUCACUCGUCGAGUGGACUUCUCCUGUCUCAUUGUGGCUGCUUUGGGCUGUUCGCCUCCGAAUGUUCUCAGAUUGGCACUAAGUCUAGAAUGCAUCAUGCAUUGUUGAAGCACUUAUCGAAACAUGAUAUACUCAGAUACAUUCUUUGAUAACUUUACUUAAAAUAAGAGGAAUAAUUAGAUUUUACUCUUAAAUAGAUCUUUUGAAUGAACUUAGAAAUAUUAGUACGUAUUCUAAGUCUUAAGUUGCAUUUCAUUUUCCAGGGUCUAGUCUUCCACUAUAGACAUCCGACAGGAAAGUCCCACUCGUUAUGUAAUAGCUGAUAUGAAUGGGCUACAUAUUAGAUUUCAUUUACAAAAUGCUACUACUAAAUAUACAAAAAAAUAAAACAUAUUACUUCUGUUUUAGAUAAUGCAAACGUUAUUCAGACACAUAUUUUCUACCAAAACAAAGUUGUGUUGGGCAAGGUAUCAUUUGAAUACCAAGUAUAUUGUUCCUGAAAACAUUGCACUUUCCUUUACGUAAAAUGAGUUCAACAAAUACCUCAAAUUAUGCAAUGGAUAAUGCAGACAGGAAGAAAAAGGCCUAUUUAUCCAGUGUUGAAGAAUGUGUUAUUCAAAGCAGUAUUUUAGCAGUAAAUAUUGCAGUAUGCCCUCUAAAAAAAUGGGUCUUACCCACAUUUGUAUCUCAGUAGACUGGAUUCGGUGGAGACACCUGCGAGAUGCUUUAACUGAGUGAAGCUGAGGGUCUGCUUUAUAAAUGAGGUAUGAAACAUGGACACAGUCUGCUCGAUCUACCCAUAAGGCAUCACCAACUUCAUACUGAAACCCGGCACCAGAAGCAAACAGCAGGGAGCAGACAAAUUAAGGCUAAAGCCUUAUCAUGGUGUGCGCCUGCCAAAUUGGUGUGUUAUCAAAUGAAAAAAAUCAGGCACCACAUCAUGUGGUGUCGCAGAGGAAGAUGUUGGAAGAUUUUUGGCGUUGCUACUCAUGCACACAUCUGACGUUGAUGGUGAAUAACAUGUUUUUAAAGGACAGCAACACAUCCUUAACUCGUACUACUGCUUUCUUGGUGACUAAACCUGUUUCCAUGGGAACCGUGUAGUGAAAAAUUUAUUUAUACUCUGUUGAAUGUGUAUUUUAAACAGUGCUUCUUCAAUAAUUAACAAUGCUUUUUAUGUUCUUAUACUGUUUACCAUUGACU